Scomber scombrus (Atlantic mackerel) is the source of this 3985-nucleotide messenger RNA. It is a transcript of the gene chst10, whose product is annotated as carbohydrate sulfotransferase 10. Gene Ontology annotation, molecular function: sulfotransferase activity. Gene Ontology annotation, cellular component: membrane. Gene Ontology annotation, biological process: carbohydrate biosynthetic process; proteoglycan biosynthetic process. NCBI's taxonomy places the organism in Eukaryota, Metazoa, Chordata, Actinopteri, Scombriformes, Scombridae. The coding region runs from base 1228 to 2328 and encodes 366 amino acids. The transcript is spliced from 5 exons. The record is from RefSeq and is a predicted model, not a curated record.
UUUACAAGCUAUGCCAUCUCACAACAUUUCCUCCAUAGUUUUCGCUGCUGUGAAGUAGCUGUAACCAAAAAACGAGAAGGUAAGACAUGAAGCUGCUGUUGUUGCCGUGUCGGUUUUUUAAACAUAUUGAGUGUUAACCUCGCUGAGAAGUUGUGUGAUGGUGUCAGUCUGGGAGGGACAGGUGUGGCUAGCUGGACGGCUAACUGAGCACUUAGCUCGCUUAAUUACUCUUAAAGUUAACCAUAAUGUAUUUUAAUAAGCUAAAUAAGAUGUUAGUAGUUAUAUAUAUAUAUCAAAUACACUGAUAGCAAUAACGUCAGCCCUUGUCUACAUAAAUGAGGAGCUAUAAGCAGCAUAGUAAAGGUGUCACGCAGAUAACAGUAAUGGUUGUUUAGCGUUGAUUCAGGUCACUGGUUCCCAACCUUUUUUGGGGCUUUUGACCCAUUAAAAUGACACAAAAUAGUUAAAAGUAGACGUUUAAGUUCACCACAGCCCAAUGUCUUUAAAAUCUCCAUCAUGUGCCACAAACAACAGCAAUAAAUCAACACAUUUGAGAAGCUGAAACAUUUUUGCUUAAAUAUGAGUAAAACGACCAUUAAAUGACGCAUUCAUCUAUAGAUAGACUAAUUGAUGAAACCUUGCAGCUCUGUUUAGUUUUAUUUGAUUAAGUUUUAGAGGCUUGAAGAGGUGAAACUAGGGCUGAGCAAUAUAAUCAGUGUCAUAUCAAUAUCCUGAUAUGAGAUCAGAUAUAGUGGUAUUGUGUAAGUGUUGUCUUUUCUUGGUUUUAAAGGCUGCAUUGUAGUGUAGUGAUUUUCUGAACUUACCACACUGUAUCCCUUCUACUAUUUAGUUAUUACAUCCACAUCCAAAUGCAGCAAAAUUGGAGGAAAGCUUGAUUAAUAAUAUCACAAUUUUGAUUCCAAAAUACAUUUCCUGUUCCUGUAACCUAUCCUGUCCUAUCAUUUCCUGAUGGCAUUGAUGAAUCCAAAACUCCAGGUUGGGAACCACUUGUGUAGGUGAUGUGACCGGGUUACUAUUAGAAGUAGUGUUGCUUACUUAUUUUUACAAUAAUACAGAUGGCAGCUAUUCAAACAUAGUCUUCAGUCAUCUGUGUGUGUGUGUGUGUGUGUGUGUGUGUGUGUGUGUGUGUGUGUGUGUGUGUGUGUGUGUGUGUGUGUGUAUGUCUGUAGUUGGGAGCGUACACACUGUUUCCAUGGCCGUCGGCUGAUGUGCGAAGCGAUGCGGCACCACUGGCUGCUCCUCGGGGCUUGCGGCUGGGUGCUGCUCAUCCUUAUGUUUGUCAGCAAGUUCAUCAACUUCAGAGCAGUAGAUGACUAUGGAGAGAGGGCUGUUGGUCAGAGUUGGACAGUGUCAGGAACCAAAGUGGUGAAGCUUAUUCCAGCGUCCAGACCAGAAAAAAACGCUCCAAAGACAUCAGACCAGCCUUCAGUUCCACCUACAGGGGUAGACUGGCAGUCAGUUGCUGACAAGCGAAUUGAGCUGCUCUCAACUGUAUGUAAGAACAGCAGCCUCAGGAAUUUGACUCACGUCUCCAUCAGCAAGUUUGUCCUGGACCGCAUCUUUGUCUGUGACAAACAAAAGAUCUUGUUCUGCCAGACGCCUAAAGUGGGGAACACACAGUGGAAGAAGGUCCUCAUUGUGCUUAAUGGAGCAUUCACCACUGUGGAGGAGAUCCCAGAAAACCUUGUUCAUGACCAUGAGAAGAAUGGCCUGCCCCGCCUGUCAUCACUCACUCCACAGGAAAUUACUCACAGAUUAAACACUUAUUUUAAGUUUUUCAUCGUGAGAGAUCCCUUUGAGCGGCUGAUUUCUGCAUUCAAGGACAAGUUUGUAAAGAACCCACGCUUUGAACCUUGGUACAAGCAUGACAUUGCUCCAGCCAUCAUCCGUAAAUACCGCAAAAGCCAUCGUGACAGCGACCUCACAGCCUCUGGCCUGCACUUUGACGACUUUGUCCGUUACUUGGGUGACGUGGAAGGCCGAAGGCGCAUGGACCGGCAGUUUGGUGAGCACAUCAUCCACUGGGUGACUUAUGCAGAGUUGUGUGCACCAUGUGAGAUUCACUACAGCGUGGUAGGCCACCACGAGACACUGGAGCAAGACGCCCCGCACAUCCUCAAAGCAGCAGGCAUUGACCAGCUGGUGUCCUACCCUGCCAUUCCUCCGGGCAUCACACGCUACAACAAGACCAAGGUGGAGCACUACUUCUCAGACAUCAGCAAGCGGGACAUCAGACGUCUGUAUGCACGUUACCAGGGCGACUUCCGUCUGUUUGGCUACCCGAUCCCAGAGUUUCUACUGAACUAAAAUAAUUAACACUAACUAAAAGACAUGUUUUCAUAUCAAAUCCUCUCGACAUCUUGAGACGAAGGUGUACUGUAGCUGACCGUGUGCCACAGAACUGGUUGGUACUCAGUAAAUGACACACUGUAACGUCUUUGUUCUUAUUUUAGCCAUUUGUGCAGGAAUAACUGAAUAACUGGUUGUUGCUACGUUGGCUGUAUUUGAAAUGACUGAAAACGUGCUGCAUAUUUAACUAUUUUUAUGGCGUGGGUUUCUAAUGAUACUGACAAAAUAUAGUGAUGGGAGAAAGGAAGUGUUGAGAUGUGAACACCGGCAGCUGCAUUUACCUCAACAGCCAACAUUUACCAAUUAACAGAGUCAAACAGUGAGAUUGAGCUGCACAAUUGAUCAAUUUGUUGUUGAUGGUGGAAAAGAGGGUCAAUAAGAUGGUCAAAUGGAGAACACUUUUCUUCCUUAUAUUUAAUGUUUAUGACUGAAUGACACUUACAUGUCAGAUAGGUACUCUGUAGUGCCGUUGAUACAGGCCCGUUACCCUGUAUUGUAGCUGUUACAUUGCACUGUAUGGAUCACCAGUUUCUAAUGGUUUAUCCUAACAUGGAAAGCUAUGGACAAUGCCAUGCGUUAUGACGUGUUGUGUCUUCUCGACACAGGUAAAGAUAAUGUGUAUCAGGGAUGCUAACAUUUUUGGACAAGGACGAUCAAUGGCAAGAAUAUAAAACUGACUCAUUGAUAUUUUAUAACAUACAAAUCAACUUUCUACCUUUUUUUUAAACAAUUGAUAUUUCCAUAAUGCAAGGCAUAUUGUUGUCUUGUAGAAACGUUGUUAAACAGCAUCAAGAUGGUUGAAAUUAACCGAGACCCUGAUGAAUAUUGUAGAGAGGGCCCAGCCUUGUUCAGUACUGAUCCAUAAGAAGAAAAUGUAUCGACUGCUUUUGACUCUAUUCAUUCAGCUGUUAACAGCAAUGGGACAUUUGAAGUACAUUGGAUUUUAAAGGAUUAUUUUUUAUCCUCUGUCACAGAUGUUAUUGUGUAAUGUAUGUACGUAUGUUCUUAACAUGACUUGCAACUCCCAACAUUUGUAUUACAUGUUGCUAUUUAUAAUGUUAUUAACCUGCUGACUAGUGGCACAAACAGUGUCUCAGCUGAAAGACAGUACUGCCUCCAUGCAACCUCCUGGUGACCUUUUUGGACAGGUGGUUGCAAUACAAGAACACUAGUUAGUAAUAAAGUUCCAUGUAAAAUAACAGAAUGGUGGUAAUUUGCUGCUUUCACAUCUGCUUAUGUCAAUUAUUACAUUUUUGUAGAUUUUCAGAGUUCGCUCUCAGAAAUGUCGGGUUUUUUCAGUCCUAUUAAUUUACUGACUUAUUUUUUAAUGAUUCAUUUGAGGAAAUGUUAGAAAGUGCAGCCAGGAAUCAGCAGUUAGAUUCAAGCAUGGGCCAGUUUUUUUCAUUGUUAUUCAAUAGGAGGACCACCGUAUCACAAGUGUGGUGAAAACACAGGCCUGUAUUUUUCCAAUAUUAUUCCAAUAAUAUUAGACUUUAUUCACGUGCCAAAUCUUUUUGCUGGAGGGCCAAAUUUAGCCAACAGGCUGUUAUUUACCUCCCACUGCCCUUAACCACAGUACCAGUCAAAGGUUUGGACACACCUUCCCAUGACUGAC